AUGCGGCCUGAACAUGAUAAUUCUGGUUCAAAGUAGGUUUCGCUUAUUUGUUACCUAAAAUUUUAUUUUUUUAUUUUAAUUUUAAAAUUUGGUCAAAAUGCAUUUAGUAGAUUACAUAGUGAAUAUUAUUUGUAUUUUAAACUUUUAAUACCUAAAUUUUGAAUAUUUGUGAGAAAAGAAGAGCAGAAAUGACCUUGCUAUUACUUUUUUCAUCUAGCUGUGAUUUCAGGGUUCACAGUCCUUACAGACAACGGGCGUUUCGAGUAUCAGUCAAGACCAGCAAGUUCUGGCUUCGGAUUCUGAAGCCGUGGAAAUGGAGACGGUCACGCAAAAGGUGAGUUAACUCAGAUUUCGUUUCUUCAUUUAUUAUUUGAAGUGGUUUAAAGUUAGUCUGAUUGUAGAACAUUAUUCUUUAUUAUCUUACAUGUAAUAUUUUUAAUUUUUCAAGAAUUUAUUGUCGAAACUUUGGCUAAAACAUUAGGUAACAUUUUUCUUGCCUUCCCGUUUGUUGCAAUGUUGUUAGCGAAAGUUUUGACACAGUCUUGCACCGAUUUUGCAAUUUAUUUAUCUAGUAUCGAAUUUUAAAGACUGUCUUUGUCUGUCUCGAGUAGGACAAUAUAUAUCAAAAAUCUUUUCAGCAAAACGUCAGAUGUGAGCCUCAGCCGGAGUAACAACGGAAGUCGUAACAACUUGGACUUGCCUCUAUCAGGUAAGAUAUUAGGCACAUCACGGAGUAAUGAGCUGCUUUAGUCCACAAAGCUAAUAAGCUGUUUUAGGCGAGAAGUUGGAAAGUUAUCGUUUUUAGGUAAUAAAUAAAUUUUUGGAUUACAAAAUUUGUGAGGAAGUUAGUAGGUAAACAUGAUAAGCUUUUUUAGGUAACAAAACUUUGAACUCGGGUUUGUUUGUUUGAGUUUGUUAGGGCGGAUCUCUGUUUGCGUCAUGCUCUUUUGUAUUUUCAGCCCCAAUCAGCGGAUCCGAACAGUCUCUCAUCCCGAUCUCGAGCCAAACUCGGCCGCUCUCGGCGGUUUCCGUUUCUCUUUCAUGUGUUCCUGACAUUCAAGUGGUAAGUCAACACGAUAUUAAUAACACGUUCUUCUUCAAAACUUUUGUUUUGAUACGUUUUAUUCAAUUUCGAUGUUUUAUAUUGGAUUACAUGUGUCUUUUAUUGAAUUUGGAAGGGAAAACAAACGUUUUGCUGUUAAUUUAUUCAUUUCUCUGCUAAAAUCCUUAAUGUGUGAGCUCUCAAAGCGUUCGAAACAGCUGUUUAUACGACUAUAAUGCACUAUCUCGUUCCAGACCCAGCCAGAGGACACCAAAUCACCCGUUCGAUUGGCCUCUCCCCAGCACAACAAUCUCAACCCAGCUGAUUUUGACGACUCCGUGGUGGAGGCUCCAGAUGCCGUCAUGAACUUCACCUUGAUAAGAACUGUACCUGUCUUUGAGGAAGUUGAGGCUUCGGAGCCGGAUCUACGUGCUCAACCGAAACGACCGGUACUAAGACGACCAGGACAACCAAGAAGAAUAAAGUCAUCGAGUUUGGAGGACGACGAUGAAGAUCAGAAGAGUGAUGUGGACGAGGAGGAGGUAGAAGACGACGAGAAUGCACACCAAGACGAUCAAGGCUACCAGAGUCCAUGGGACACGGCCAGGUCGACAAACAAAGUAAUUGCAUCAAGAAGGUCUCCAGAAGUCGACGACAGCUCUUCAGAAGACAGCGACGAGGAAUUCAAAGACAGUACGUUUGUUUUGUCAGAGUUUACGUGACUUUUUGCAUUUUUGUCGUUCUUUUGGAUUUUUUAGAUUUUUUGUAUGCUUCUGAAUUCUUUGUUUUAUUUUUGGAAGUUCUUGCAAAAACAGAAUCUGUAGACAAUGAGAAUAGAAUGACGUUGUGAUGAAAUAUGCAUAAUUUCAAAAUUAAAAAAAAACUUGAAUUACUUCAAUUUAGACAAAUUCGCCGCCAAAGUGCGACGCCGUGACACGAUGGCGUUGAAGCUGGACGUGCCGGCUCCAGUCGAUGACAUUCCUGAUCAGACAUCGGCGGAGCGAAAGAAGUUGAUGCAUCGAGCUUCGAUCAAACUGGAAAGGUGGGUGGGGAUGUCUUAUCUGAUGAUUAUUUGGGGAAUGAAUUACAAGUCUUGGGAACAUUUUAAUAUUAAUGUCGUGUUUUGGGAAAGUAUUUGGGGAAGUGCAUUGCCUCUAUAAGGUUCAGUAAUUUUGUUUUUCCUCAAAAACUUUGUAUUUUUGUGCAGAAUUGGGGGUUCUUUGGGUAUAACAAAUAGGUUUGGAUUUUGUAAAAACUUGUUCCAUGUAUAUCUAGGGACUUUUUGACCGAAUACCAAAGUAUCAUAUUUUAUAUGAUAUGGAGGUUAUCAUUAUACAUGUUAUGCAUACGUAAACAAUGGCUUUUUAUGUGAUUGGCGACGUUUGUUGGUGUUAUAGUGACAGCACGGCCGAAGGAAUGCGAAAAAUGAGUGCAGCUGACAUAUUUUGUAUUUGAUGGGGAGGAAAAGCAAGUAUGCCGACACUCGUAAUGAAUUGGUCAGCCGGGAGGGGAAACAGAGUUCAAGGAAGUGUUUAUUGAAAUUGAAUCCUUGUACUGGUUUCAUAAGUUCCGGGGGCUUUAUCAUCAUAACACGGGAGUUAUAUGCCUAAAGCCGAAACGUUUCAUUUAGUUUAGUCUUGAGAAGCUGAGGUUUUGAACUGUUUAAGUUAUCUUUGUUAAGCUACUUUUGAAUUAAGGUUAAUUUAGGUACAAUUUUACAGUUUCUAGGUAUAUUGUAGGACUUCAUUAAAGGAUAUAAAAUACGAUAUUGCUCUAAAGUAAAACAUACGGUAUCGCUCUAUAGAUAGUUUUUGUACUGUUAAGACAAAUUAAUUUGUUUCUCUUUGCUUAUUUUCGGUCGCGGUUUGGUCUUGUCAAUUCCAUUUUGGUCUGAAAACGACGAAAUUUAUUGGGGCGAGGUUUGUGACUGUGGAUGCGCAAGGUCGUCUUUUUACUUGGGUUAACUUGACCAACACUCGUGCUGUUUAGUUUCUUCACCAAUUUUAUUGCAGGAAACUAUCCGAACGGCCGCUGGCUAAGGAAUUGGAGCAGCGGAACAUCCUCAAGGAUCAGCAGGCCGAGACCAUCUCUCGUCGGUCUAUGGAAGAAACCCGAAAGAUGUUACUCCGUAAGGUGAGCACUCUUGUUUGUGUAGACUACAUGUCUGAGUGUGAUCAUCACCUGUGGAUUGUUUGUUUUGAGCUAUUGUAAUAUUAUCUUAGUUAAGAAAAUUGUCUUCGUAAUUUCAAAAAAGUAUACUUAUUUUACUGAGCAAUGUAAAAUGCAUAUUGUACCGAGUUCUUUGGCUAAAUAAUGCCCUGAGUUGACGUAUGUUAGCGUUAAUACUUAAUUUGUUAUUGAGGAUAUGUCCAAAAUAUUUGUUUAAUGUGCACUUUGCUCUCAGAUUAGAAUCAAUAGAAUUACGUAGCAAUACAUUCGAAAUAGAUAGGGUGUAAACAGCGUUUAAUUAAAACCUUUUCAGCUAAGUUUUCGCCCAACUGUUCAAGAAUUGAAAGACAAACAGAUCAUCAAGUUCAACGAUUACGUCGAGGUCACCGAAGCCGAGAUGUACGACAGGAAGGGCGACAAACCGUGGACGAGGCUGACGCCGUCUGAGAAGGCUCUGAUAAGGAAGGAGCUGAAUGACUUCAAGGCCACGGAGAUGCCCGUCCACGAGGAGAGCAAGAUGUUCACCAGGUAAUGUUUUUUUUAUUUUUUAAAAUUCUUUUUCUUCUUUUCAUUUUGUUCAAUGAUUAAAAGCAUUGAAAUACGAAUCUGUUUAUCGACUUGUAUUCCAUGCACUUAUUGACCAAACUAUGAAGCUACAACCCGUAAACAAGCAGUUAUUACGUUAUCAGUUUCUCAACUUAACAGUAAAACGACGUCACAGUAGUUUGUUAAACUCGGUUAAGUAAUAACCCUACUUUCAGAUACCACCGACCGUAA
This is a messenger RNA of Bursaphelenchus okinawaensis, 3988 nucleotides long. NCBI's taxonomy places the organism in Eukaryota, Metazoa, Nematoda, Chromadorea, Rhabditida, Aphelenchoididae. The record is from the annotation of a GenBank genome assembly.